UGUCAAGAGCACGGCAAAAACCUGCUGCGCGCCUCCGUAGUCACCUUAACCAGCAUCGUCCGUGAAAAGUUAAGCUCAAAUGGUUCAAAUGGCUCUGAGCACUAUGGGACUUAACUAACCUAAGGACAUUACACACAUCCAUGCCCGAGGCAAGAUUCGAACCUGUGACCGUAGCGGUAGCGCGGUUCCAGACUGAAGCUUCUAGAACCGCUCGGCAACACCGACCAGCAUCAGUUAAGCUUUGAUCCGUCUACUUCAGCUACACUGGGUCAUUUCGAUGCCGCCGCGGGUGACGUUGCUGGUGGUGGCGCUGGCGGCGCUGUGCCGUGCGGCGCCCUCUCCCUCGCCGUCGCCGUCGCCGUCGCCGUCGCUGGGCCACCACGGGCUGCCGCUGUCGGCGUGGGCGGGCCCCGUGCUGGCGGGCUUCCCCGUGUCCGUGGCGCUGCCGCUGUACGGCGGGCUGGAGGGCGCGCUGGCGGCGCAGACGCGCCACGCCUUCCUGGCCGCCCCCGGCGCGCUGCUGGCCAGAGCUGCGCUGCCCGCCGCCGCCGCCUACGGCUACCCGCUGACCGCCUACACCGCCCCCGCCGCCUACAGCCUACCCACCGCGUCCGAGAUCUACACCCCGCACGUGCAAGCCGUGCACACUGUGCAGGCUCUUCCUGUCACACACACUGUGCACACUAUUCCUGUGGGGACUGCCCUCGAGUACGGCGUUCCUCUUCCCGCAGAAGCCGCCACAGAGAAGACAAAGCCAGCUGUUGCUGUUACGGAAGAAACACCUACGGAGACCCUUGCGCCUGAAACUGACAAGACUGGAGAGACGAGCCAGGUGGGGGGACAGGCUGUGGGAAUCGACCUGGCCUCCACGGGCGGAGCGAGCGCCGAAGGAGAAACCAGCGGCUUCAGCGCGGGCGGCAGUGCGGGGCAGGUGGGCGGUGUCGAGAUCUCCGGGGCAGUGACUGAGGCCGCAGUCACGGAGUCAGCCGUGGUCGAGAGCUCGUCUGCCGCUCCUGUGGUCGAGACCGCGGUUACACCCAAUGGAGGAUACAAGCUCUCCAUCGCGUACGGUGUCCCCAGGGCACCCACAAUCUCUGAAAAUCUCGAUAACAGGGAUACUCACGUUAACAACCAGUCUGAAAAUAACAAGAUCACCAAGUCUGGACCAAAGAUACAGUCACUGGACGAUCUCAUCUCCGAGACAUUUACUAGUACUGCCCAAUCAGGUUCCCUGAGCAGUUCUCUCAGUGGGUCCAGAACUGGUACUUUAGACUUUGUAGACGUGUCGAGCGAUGCUAGGUCACUGGCUGCGUCGGGUGGGCUGGAUUGUACUGGUAAAGGAUGUGGUACAUCAGAUUUUCAAAAGUUCAACAAUGUUGGCGUUACCUCAAAUUCUGGGGCAUUCAGGCUGUCCCUCGGUGGUGGCAAAAACGACGCUUUCUCUAAAGCGGUUGAAGAUGCGUCCUUAGGCCAGGAGACAGUCCAGUUUCAAAACUCUGCAGCCGUGCCCAAUAGAGCGGCCACACAACAUUAUUACUAUGACCUUCCUCACCUAGCUGGAGGGGGUGCCUCUGGUGCAUCCGGAGGGGGCGGUGCGAACUUUGGAUCUAGUCAGGCUUCUGGUUCUUCCCAAUCUUUCGCUUCUGGCGGCUUCAGGUCUGAGCAGGAUAGUGGUGACAGUGCUCUCUUCGGAUCUGGUCCAACCUCUGCUUCAUCUUCAGGGAUUUCUUCUGGCGGCUUUGCUUCCCCACUGACGUCUGAGUCGCUACCAAACUAUCCCGAUAGUGUCCCAAUACCGCCAUAUCCUAAAACGUACAGCGCUCCAGUCCCGCCGUAUCCCAAACUGUACAGUUCUCCAGUGCCACCAUACCCUAACACUACGCCAGCACCACCCUACCCCAACGCAUACUCUCCUCCAGUAUAUUCUCCACCUACCUACAGCCCUCCAGGUGGCAACACUAACGGAUUCGCACCCUCGAAGCCAGACUUUGGCUUUGGUUCGCAGAGAGGUGCAGCCGAUACCGGUGUGUUUAGGCCAAGCCAUGGCGCGCAUCCACCAGUAGCUGGAGACCAGGACGGUGUGUACCCACCUUCGAAGCCUCCAGCUCCAGCCUAUGGGCUUCCUCAGCCGCCGCCACCAGCUCCCAUCGAUUCUUACGGCCUUCCUGCUAGAGACCUUUACGACAUCAGGAGUGGUGCAAACGCUUCUUCUAGACCGAGCAAUAAGAGGCGAUCCCUGAACAAUAAGCGGCGAUUCGUUUGAUAUCUAUUUCGUAACUAAUAUUUAACUUAUAUCAAUCUAAGCAUAGUUUCGUUUGUGUUUAGCUAACUGGAUUCAGUAACAACCUGUACAACAGAAGACGACUGUGGCAACACUGGAACUUCAUCUAUCUUCACUGAGUAGUGCACUGGUAAUCACGGUAAUCCGUUCAUGGCACCCUGAGACAAAUUGAAUUCGUACAUGUCACUCUGUCCGGUGAUCACCUGAAGUCAUCUAAAUCAGUUUAAUUCUAGGGAACACAUCAAGCUUCUCUCUUCUACAACGAAACCUUGAUGCUACCGAGCUUUUGAUGUUUGGAAAAUCUCUUCCUUCAGAUGUCAGUGCGACUAACAUCCAUGAGCGUAUCUUUCAUUUUUAUUUCCAUAAGUCUCCGCUUCACUAAUAGUCAUCAUCAGCAAUGUCACCACACAACAGCAACCGUCUACAUAAAUAUUUUCAACUGAAUUUGGUUCGAAUUUACACUUGAAACUAAUAAUUUAUACGGUUCCUUUGAUAUAGUGACACAUUUCAAAGGGUGUAGAUUUAUAUGUUUCUAACGCUUGGUAUACGAAAUAAAUUAAACUCAAUGUCAAAAUGCCUUAUUUGUACGCAGAGAAAUUAUAGAAGUUUUCGACUGUUACAUAUUGUCUCAAAAUUGGAGUAGCUAUACCAAGUGCACCAGAUAGGCCGUUUUUCCUGUGAGGUCACCACUUAAACCUCCUCAACGAGAACGGAAUCGUUUAUAACUCUUACUAAGUGCUAUGUUUAAAAAAAAUGUCCUCUACGCUCUUAUCAAAUACUAAUCUCCAUUUUCGAGAACAUAUGCUCGAAUAAUGUGUAGAGAGGUAACAAAGUAACUGACAACCGAUUCGGUACAGUAAAUUAGUCAUUAAUUUUCGAAAGCUGGUGUCGGACUCAGUAAUUGAUUUUCCGCAUAAAUUUAGCAACUGUGUCAGAACAAUGAACGUUGUGAAUUACCUGUUCAAGAAGUAUGGAGAAAAAAAUAUGUAACAAGAGCAACCAACAAUGUAAAAAGAUCUAGGAAUUUACACUUGACUUGAACUCAUGUCAUACUUAAAUUGAUAGUGUUGUUUUACCCCCAUCUGCGUCUCAUUAGUAGAUACUUAAAGACCAUAUGUUGACGUGACGUUCAUUUAUAAAGAAAAGUAAAAAAUACACAACAGAUAUAAGUUUGCAGGCUUUCACAACCAAUGUCAUUUUGGAUAAAAUAAUUUUGGGCACUGGGCCACGUAACUGUUAACUGUAAAUUGUCAAUGAUGCGGCCCAAUGCCAAAAAUUAUUUUACACAAACUAUAGUUGUUACUACCGUAUUAAUUUUCCGAUUCAAUCGAAGAGAUUUACAUUAUUGUCCUGUAAUUGUCGACAUGUUAAAUACACAUGAAAACAAAUGCUGUGAAGGAAUGUUGUACGCUUUCACUAUGACGAUAUCAUCCAUAUUUCAUCAAUUCAGAACAGCUCUUUCACGUUAUUGUAGAGAGUUUGUUUUUUAAGAAUGUAUAUAAUUUCAUUUAAGCACAUGCAUUGUUGUAUGAAUACAUUUGCUAAAAAAUGUGAAAUAUAAUAAAGAAAUAAUUGAAUUUGA
Messenger RNA from Schistocerca gregaria, 3863 nucleotides. RefSeq lists its product as uncharacterized. The record is from RefSeq and is a predicted model, not a curated record. The transcript is spliced from 4 exons. NCBI's taxonomy places the organism in Eukaryota, Metazoa, Arthropoda, Insecta, Orthoptera, Acrididae. Bases 278 to 2263 code for a protein of 661 amino acids.